AUGCCCCCCUGCAAUGCACCCCUACACACACAGCAGCUGCAAUAUAAGCCCAUUUCCACUUGUUUGCUGUUCUCUGGGAAAGGAAAGCAACUGGUCAUUGCCUUCUUCAGGAGAGCCCUCAUCACAAACGUCCCAGCUGAGAGACUGCCCAAGGACUCCAAGGGCAAACAGCAUGUCCUUGUCCAAGCUGAGUUUCCGGAUGCUCCCCUGGAGCGGGUGCUGCUUCUGUCCUUCAACUCUGGCUACAUCUUCACUCAAACGGACAAGACCCUCUAUGCUCCUGGGAACACAGUUCGGUUUCGACUCUUCUCGUUGGCCAACUCCUUGGACCCGAGCCCCACGCCAGUUGCUACGGAGAUCAUGAAUCCAGAUGGGAUUGUCGUGGAGAAGUUUCACAUGAUCUCGGUGAACCACAGCGGGAUUAUCCCAGGGAAUUACAAGCUUCCUGAUAUCACCAACCUAGGAACCUGGAAGAUCGUUUCUGCUUUCCAGCAUACACCACAGAAGACCUUCACAACCGAGUUUGAAGUCAAGGAAUACGUGAUGCCCAGUUUUGAAGUGCAGGUGGAACCUGAACAGAAUUUCUUCUUUGUGGACGAUGAAGAGUUAACCGUGGACAUCUCAGCCAGGUUCCUGUAUGGGAAGCCGGUGGAGGGCCAGGCCUUUGUUCUCUUUGGGCUGAUGAAAAAGGAGGAAAAGAAGAGCCUCCCCAGCUCCCUGCAGAAAGUGCCGGUACUGGGUGGCAAAGGAAAGGCCACCCUGACUCAAGCCAUGCUCCAGAGCCGGUUUCCUGAACGCCGGAAGACCCUAGAGUAUUCCAUCUAUGUGUCUGUGACUGUUCUGACAGACACUGGGAAUGACAUGGUGGAGGUGGAGAAGACUGGAAUCCCCAUCGUCAAUUCCCGCUACAAAAUCUUCUUCUCAAAGGCAUCAAAGUACUUCAAGCCAGGCCUGCCCUACAACCUGAGGCUUUCCGUGUCAGAUCCUGAUGGUUCUCCGGCAGCUGGAGUUCCCGUAUCUACCGAUGCUCCCUGGGCACUCUCUGGCGUGACACAGGCUGAUGGGACACUGGAGUUAGUCAUCAACACCCCAGCCCACGACAGUUCCUUGGAGCUGAGGGUCAGGACCACCGCACCGCACGUCCCAGCCCACCGCCAGGAUUCGGCCUUCUGGAAAGUCCUUGCCUACCAGCCCCAGGGCUCUUCCAAAAACUACCUCCACCUGUCAGUGCCCAGCGGGCAAGCCCAGCCUGGAAAGCCCCUGAAAGUCAACUUCCACCUACAAAGCAACAAUGCAGAUGUCCAGAGAUCGGUCGACUACUUCACCUAUUUGGUCGUGAAUAAGGGGAGGAUUGUGAAAGCCGGGCGACAGCCUCGUUUGGUUGGCCAGGGAUUAGUGAACUUGGUACUGCCCAUCACUUCAACCCUUAUCCCCUCCUUCCGCCUGGUGGCCUAUUACCGGGUGCCCGGGACUGGUGAGAUCGUGGCAGACUCUCUCUGGGUGGACUUGGCGGAUACCUGCAUGGGCACGCUACGGGUCACGGAGGCCACCCCCGGGGCUGGCAGGGUGCACCGCCCUGGUGAGCACAGUAAAAUCAAGGUUCAGGGAGACCCUGGAGCCUCUGUGGGUCUGGUGGCUGUGGACAAGGCUUUGUACACCCUCAGCAAGAAGAAACCACUGUCCCAGGCCAAGAUCUGGAAUGCCGUGGAGAAGAGUGAUCUGGGCUGUGGCUGGGGCGGGGGUGCCAACAGCAGAAGCGUGUUUGUCGAGGCCGGUCUGGGUCUGCAAACCCACUCUGGAGCCUGGAACCACGAGAGAGCAUUUGAGCCACUGAAGAGCAAAAGUUGGCAUCGAUUUCUACUGCCCAAGCUUCCUCAGGAUCACUUGCUAACCUCCAUGCCAGAGACACACUGCUCUCCAACUGGCCAGCGGCGUCGCCGCCGCUCUCCCCUCCUCUCCCAGGAAAAAGCAGCCAAGGCCCAGGAGUACCAAGACCAGCAGCUGAGACGGUGCUGUGAGGAUGGGAUGCAGGAGAACCCCAUGGGCUACUCCUGUGCUCGACGGUCCCGCUAUAUCCUGGAGGGCCAGGCCUGCGUGACCGCCUUCCUGGCUUGCUGCCACCACAUCUUUGGGGAAGUCCUGAUGCCCGAAAACACUCAGCUCCUCAGUACCAUCAGCCUCUCCAAGUUCAUGGAGUUCAGCAGCUUCGAAAAGAUCAAUUUACAGUUUCACGCAGAAACCACUGAGCUUCUGGUCUUGAGGGAAGAAGUGAAAGAGGAAGAAGAGGACGAGGAAGACGAGGAAGACGAGGAAUUUUUUCCAUACGAGAAUAUCGUUUCCAGGAGUCAGUUUCCUGAGAGCUGGCUGUGGAAAAUGGAGACGCUGCCCCUGGAGGUGGAUCGGGAAGGAUUGGCCUCCAAAAUGGUAGACUUGUACCUGAAGGACUCUAUCACCACCUGGGAGGUGCUGGCUGUGAGCCUGGCCCAGGAGAGAGGGCUCUGUGUGGCGGCUCCCUACGACAUAACCGUGAUGCAGGACAUUUUCAUCGACCUACGGCUGCCCUAUUCGGUAGUGAGGAAUGAGCAAGUGGCUGUCCGGGCUGUGCUAUACAACUAUGCUUCCCAGGACAUCCAGGUCCGGGUGGAGCUGAUGCACAACCCCAAGCUCUGCAGCGCCAGCAGCCCCACCAGACCCUUCCAGCAGGAGGUCACGGUUCCAGCCGGCAAAUCCCACGCCAUCAACUAUGUGCUGAUACCGUUAGAGCUGGGAGAGGCAGAGGUGGAAGUCAAGGCAGCUGUGCGGGGCUUCCCUGUGGGUGAUGGGGUCAGAAAGCCGCUGAGAGUGGUGCCAGAAGGGGUGAGAAUCUUCAAAACCAUCAAGAAUCUCAUCCUUGACCCCAGAAACAAGUCCGGGAGCACAUCGGGACAACAACUGGAGAGAGUUGAGCCUCUGGAUCUCAGUGAUGUCGUCCCCAACACCGAGCCGGUGACCUUCAUCAGCAUCAAGGGAGACCCCCUAGCAGACACCGUGGAGAAUUCCAUCGAUGGCGCCAACCUAAAGCACCUGAUCCGAGUGCCUUCGGGCUGUGGGGAGCAGAACAUGAUUGGCAUGACGCCCUCUGUCAUUGCUACCCACUACUUGGAUGCCACAGGGCAGUGGGAUAGGAUUGGUGUGGAGCGGCGGGCAGAGGCGAUCCGGCUCAUCAAACAGGGAUACACCCAGCAGAUGGUUUAUCGCAAAGCAGAUGAUUCCUAUGCUGCCUUCACCAACAGGCCUGCCAGCACCUGGCUGACUGCCUACGUGGUGAAGGUCUUUGCUACGGCCCAUUCUCUGGUUUCCAUCAACCCAGAGGUCCUCUGCGGGGCCGUCAAAUGGCUGAUCCUGGAGAAGCAGAAGCCGGACGGGAAGUUCCAAGAGGAUGCGCCCGUCAUCCAUGGGGAGAUGGUGGGAGGGACCCGUGGCUCGGACCCCGAGGCCUCCCUCACAGCCUUUGUCCUCAUCGCCCUCGUCGAGGCCAAGGAUAUCUGCGGCCAGUAUGUGGGGAGCCUGGACAGGAGCAUCGAGAAAUCGGGGAGUUUUCUGAGAAGCCGUCUGGGUAAACUGAGCAAGGCCUACUCUGUGGCCAUCACGUCCUAUGCUCUGGCCCUUCAGGAUCCCACCACCGAGGCCACGCUACUAUUGGCGCACUCACAGGGUGGCACUCACUGGCCUGAUCCCCAGUCAGACCUGUACACCCUGGAGGCCACAGCCUAUGCCCUUCUGGCCCUGCUUAAGAUGGGGCACUGGAAGCUGGCCACCCCCAUCGCCCAGUGGCUGGUGGAGCAGCAGUACUACGGAGGGGGCUAUGGCUCGACCCAGGCUACCAUCAUGGUGUUCCAAGCCCUGGCCCAGUACAAGCUGACCACCCCUCAGGCCCAGGACAUGACCUUGGAUAUCACCCUGAACCUUCUGGGCCGUAGCCAGGCCACCCAUUGGAGGAUUCACUCUGAUGACUCCAUGUUGGCGCGGACAGAGCAGACCAGACUCAAUAACGGCUUCACCGUGACGGCCACGGGGACAGGCAGGGCUACCCUGUCGGUGAUGACUGUGUAUUACCAGCCACUGUCGGACGCCACGGCCCCCUGCAAGAACUUUGACUUAAGGGUCUCCGUGAGGAAUGCGCCCGAGGCGAAGAGGCCGGAGGGCUCCCUGGGCUCUGUGGACAUUGAGAUCUGCAUGAGGUAUCUAGGGGACGAUGAUGCCACCAUGACCAUCCUGGACGUCUCCAUGCUGACGGGCUUCUCUCCGGACACAGGCGACCUUGAGAAGCUGAGCAACCAGGUGGACCGCUACAUCUCUCAGUUCGAGCUGGACACCGCUCUGUCCGAGCGGGGCUCUCUCAUUAUCUAUCUGGACAAGGUGUCCAGGACCGAGGAAGAGUGUCUCAAGUUCAAGGCUCACCAACAGUUCCAGGUGGGGCUAAUCCAGCCUGCAUCCGUGACCAUCUAUGAGUACUACGCCCCAGAAAACCGCUGUACCAGAUUCUACCACCCGACCAAGGCUGGGGGUCUCCUCAGCACCCUCUGCCAGGAUGCUACCUGCCGUUGCAUGGAAGAGCAGUGCACCCUAAUGAAGAAAUAUGAGAGACAUGUGACUGUGACUGAGAGGGUGGAGGCUGCCUGUGAAGGUGGCAUGGACUAUGUGUUCAAAGCAGAGUUGCUGGAAGUGCAGCGAAGUGGCAUGUACAACUUUUACACCAUGAGGGUCCUGGAGGUGAUCAAGGAAGGGAGCGAGGCCGGACUGCAGGGAAAGAGUCGUCGGUUUGUCAGUCCCAUCGCCUGCCAGGAGUCCCUGGGACUAGUGAUACAUCAAACCUACCUGAUCUGGGGGCAGGGCCAGGACUUGUGGAACCUGAAACCUGAAAUGGCGUAUCUGUUGGGGAGCAAGACUUGGAUCGAGUGGUGGCCCCACCCUGACGAAUGCGGAGCAGGGGGCCGGCCCGCCACGGCCCAGACUGGGAAGCCGGAGCCAAACCCAAGCACCCGCUGCUCUGACCUGCAGGCCUUUGCCAUACACAUGCAGACCCAGGGCUGCCCCCAGUAACGGGGCUGGAAGGAGGGCAGCCACUGUCUACUGCCCACGCACUCUGUGGCACGUGGAACGGAAAAGCCUGUGUUCCCAGACACUGUCUAGAGGGAGGAGGUGAAUUUUGCCCACUCCAGGGGCAGAUGCCGGUCUGAAAGAGCCAAAUCUGUAUGAAUAAACCUGCUCAUAACAA
Tachyglossus aculeatus (Australian echidna) is the source of this 5257-nucleotide messenger RNA. Its product is annotated as complement C3-like. Lineage: Eukaryota; Metazoa; Chordata; Mammalia; Monotremata; Tachyglossidae. Gene Ontology annotation, cellular component: extracellular region. The transcript is spliced from 40 exons. Gene Ontology annotation, molecular function: endopeptidase inhibitor activity; protein binding. The record is from RefSeq and is a predicted model, not a curated record. The coding region runs from base 1 to 5082 and encodes 1693 amino acids.